Molecule: messenger RNA, 789 nt
Organism: Striga asiatica
Lineage: Eukaryota; Viridiplantae; Streptophyta; Magnoliopsida; Lamiales; Orobanchaceae
Source: the annotation of a GenBank genome assembly
AUGGAUUCAGGUAUGGAGAUAAGGUAUAAUGUCGGGUGUGUCCUUGCAACUGGGAAAGAGAUUAAAGGAGAGGAACAAAAGACAAUGAGAAGGAUAAAAAUUUGCCAGUAUUCAUGUUAUGGGCUUAGAAGAUGUGGGAAAAGUUGCAGGCUGAGAUGGGCUAAUUACUUGAGGCCUGAUAUUGAGAGAGGCAAAUUCACCUUACAAGAAGAUGAGACAAUUAUUCAGCUUCAUGCCCUUCUUGGUAACAGGUGGUCAACUAUAGCGACCCACUUGCCGAAAAGAACCGAUAACCAGAUAAAGAACUACUGGAACACCCACCUGAAGAAGAGGCUGAUCAAGAUAGGUAUCGACCCAGUUACCCACAAGCCCAAUGGCCAGGCCCAAUCCAAGGACUCCCACAUUAUCCGCCACAUGGCCCAAUGGGAGACCGUCCGGCUCGAAGCUGAAGCCCGGUCCAAACUCGACCUCUUUAGCCCACCAAACUCCCUAACCGCCACUAGUAUUGCCAACCCAUCUUAUUCGUCUGAGUGCCAGCUGGACGUGCUCAUGGAGUGGGCUUGGGCCGACCCUGGAAAAGACGUUUACGCCCCUAAUCUCGACGGCCCAUUUCGUAACGAGAAUGAUCACGUCUAUAUGGGCCGGGAUGAGGUGAAGGGCAUUUUCGGGAAUUUGGUCCCUGAAAAUCACUUUUGGUCUUCAAGUGUUGUUGAUGUUAUUAGAGAGUGUUGGGAAGUAGCUGAGGAUAAUAACCAGAUCAAUUACUGGGAAAAUCAAGUUGUGAUGUGA